Molecule: messenger RNA, 1073 nt
Organism: Guillardia theta CCMP2712
Lineage: Eukaryota; Cryptophyceae; Pyrenomonadales; Geminigeraceae
Exons: 13
Coding region: 42-1073 (343 amino acids)
Cellular component (GO): cytoplasm
Molecular function (GO): phosphatase activity
Source: RefSeq, a predicted model, not a curated record
AGCAUGUGUUUAUCCUCAUUCGGGACCCUUUGGGCCUCUGGAUGAUCUUGGCACAGUCUUGCCGGACAGAUUCAGAGGCUAGGGAGUCGAUGGCUCCGGCUCAUCCGAUCUAUUUGAUCCUUCUGUUUCAAUUUGUUGUCUCCUCCAUCACAGUCGUGGAAGGGAACGCGGGGGUAAAUCAUGUGCCUUCGUUCCGCUCCAGCCCAGUUGAGGGUCCAGCCCAACAGGACAGCGAAGUCAGUUUGAGGGAAGCUUCAAAGAGAGUGCCAAUAUCCAGGAUGCCGUCGAUGGGUAGCUUCCCAGACUCGGAUAGUUAUGCUUUUAGCCACAAUGAAGAUCUCGGUUUCUCGAUUUUCCUUGAACGCAGAUGUAAGGUGGUCUACUUUAUCCGCCAUGCUGAGGCGUUCCACAACAUCGCCGAGAGAGAGCAUGAGCUGGGCUCUUUGUACUUGCAGGAGGAACAUUCGGGCUGGAAAUUCUGGGACGCAGGACUCACCCCCAAGGGUGUCGAACAGUGUGCGAAGUUGAGGAAGGAACUCAAGAGCAUGGCCCACCAACUUGAUUGCGAGGUCGUGGUUGUUUCUCCUCUGACGAGAACGCUGCAAACAGCGCGGCUCACGAUCGGCAGCGUCAAGUUCAUGGACAGCCCUCCUCCUUUCAUUGCAACGGAUCUCUGCAGAGAAAGGAUUACCAAUUGCCCUGCAGACAGCCGUCGGCGGUUAAGUGUGCUCAAAGAGGAAUUCCCCGAGGUGGAUUUCUCGCAGUGCAUUCAAAGCGAGCACGACUCGAUGUGGUUUGACCACAAAGAAGACAGCCAACUCUGCAAGGAACGUGGUAUUCGUUUCCUGAAAUGGCUAGCAAAGCGACCUGAAUCAAGAAUAGCUGUGGUGACUCACAGUGGUUUCUUGAAUCGCCUGUUCUCUCAGUUCGGACUGGGAAUCGCUCCCGACGACCAGGAGGAGCUCAGACGUCGCCCAGCAAACUGCGAGAUGCGAGGGUUGAUUUUAUGUGCCCAUCGACACUUUAGCGAUGUCCCCGGCACAGAAGGAUACGAAGAAACUCGAAUUUACUAA